ACUUGAACCCUAAGCGAGCCUGGACACCCACAACCGCUUCCACUUGAAAGCCUCAGUCUCGAUUUCGACUUACCGCACUGUAUCCAUCUUCGACCUCAACAGCUGCACGGAGACAAGAUGACCAAGCGCACUAAGAAGGUCGGUAUCACGGGUAAAUAUGGUACCAGAUACGGUGCCUCCCUGCGUAAGCAGGUGAAGAAGAUGGAAGUGUCCCAGCACGCCCGCUACGUCUGCACCUUCUGCGGUAAGAACACCGUCAAGCGCCAGGCUGUUGGUAUCUGGGAGUGCAAGGGUUGCAAGAAGACCGUCGCCGGUGGUGCCUACACCGUCUCCACCCCCGCCGCCGCUGCCACCCGCUCCACCAUCCGUCGUCUCAGGGAAAUCGCGGAGGUUUAAGUGUCACGAUGGGAUUUUCUUUAUCUUACGUUUGAAAUAAAAAAUAGCGAAAUUCAAGAUCUGGAAAGCUCCCAAGGGCUCCUCGUUACGAAUACCCAGCCAUCAUCUGAACCGAAUGGUUCUUAACCAAUAGACACAAAUAUAACCCGUGAUUUCAGGUCUUCUGCAAAUAGGACUGCGUAUCAGCUAUUCCACAUCUGCCAUGUCUGCUCUACCGCUCUUUCAUUCGUAUCACGCUGGAUCUUUAUUUCGUUCACGAUCACUCGAGUUUUUAAUACGUGUGACCAUGUCUUCUGACGGCACAGGACUGCUGAAAUACAAGUGGAGUAAACUCGUGCACCCAACGAGAUAAGCCUGCGGAGUAGGC
This is a messenger RNA of Aspergillus pseudotamarii, 763 nucleotides long. Its product is annotated as 60S ribosomal protein eL43. NCBI's taxonomy places the organism in Eukaryota, Fungi, Ascomycota, Eurotiomycetes, Eurotiales, Aspergillaceae. The record is from RefSeq and is a predicted model, not a curated record. Gene Ontology annotation, molecular function: structural constituent of ribosome. The transcript has 4 exons. Gene Ontology annotation, cellular component: ribosome. Gene Ontology annotation, biological process: translation. Bases 118 to 396 code for a protein of 92 amino acids.